Molecule: messenger RNA, 230 nt
Organism: Racocetra fulgida
Lineage: Eukaryota; Fungi; Glomeromycota; Glomeromycetes; Diversisporales; Gigasporaceae
Source: the annotation of a GenBank genome assembly
AUAAAGAAAAACGAUUGGAUAAAGAAAAGCAAUUGGAUAAAGAAAAGCAAUUGGAUAAAGAAAAGCAAUUGGAUAAAGAAAAGCAAUUGGAUAAAGAAAAGCAGUUGGAUAAAGAAAAGCGAUUGGAUGAAGAAAAGUGGUUGGAUAAAGCAAAGCGAUUGGAUAAAGAAAAGCGGUUGGAUAAAGAAAAGCGGUUGGAUAAAGAAAAGCGGUUGGAUAAAGAAAAGUAA